Ahaetulla prasina is the source of this 2960-nucleotide messenger RNA. It is a transcript of the gene SLC26A6, whose product is annotated as solute carrier family 26 member 6. The transcript is spliced from 20 exons. Gene Ontology annotation, molecular function: oxalate transmembrane transporter activity; sulfate transmembrane transporter activity; chloride transmembrane transporter activity. The coding region runs from base 93 to 2402 and encodes 769 amino acids. Gene Ontology annotation, biological process: transmembrane transport. NCBI's taxonomy places the organism in Eukaryota, Metazoa, Chordata, Lepidosauria, Squamata, Colubridae. The record is from RefSeq and is a predicted model, not a curated record. Gene Ontology annotation, cellular component: membrane.
UUCAACUUCCAGGUUUUUAAGGUUUUCUGAAAAGCCAGCAGGGUUGGGGCCAACCAAAUCUUGGUAGUCCUACCUCUGGAACAUUAGUAUUGAUGGUGUUUCUUCUUCUCUUCCUAGUCCCAAAGCUGAACCACAAAACAGGUGGGAUCGCUGAGGUGGGCAUGGAGGCAAAUGGACAGCCAGGUCACUCCAAGGCAGAAAAUGCAGGCGAAGUGCUGAGCGAGUCUGAGCUAGAGAAGAUCGGCCUGAAAAAACAGAUUUUACAGGGGUCACUUUCCACCCAGAUUAGGAAAAUAAGAUGCUCAGGAUCAACUGCAAAGAACUUGCUAUUUCAAUUCCUGCCCAUCCUUAGAUGGUUGCCACGCUACCCAGUCAAAGAAUGGCUGCUAGGGGACAUCAUCUCAGGAUUCAGUGUGGGAAUUAUGCAUCUCCCACAGGGUUUGGCAUAUGCACUCCUAGCAGGGUUGCCUCCAGUCCAUGGUUUGUAUUCAUCCUUCUAUCCAGUUCUGGUGUAUUUCUUAUUUGGGACAUCCAGACACAUCUCUAUUGGUCCCUUUGCUAUCAUUUCUGUGAUGUUAGGAAGUAUGACAGAGUCACUAGAACCAAAUGGAAAAUAUCUGGAAGUUAUCACUGGCACCAAUAAAACAUUUGUCAAUGAGAUCCGGAGGGAUGCAGCCCGAAUAGAGCUGGUAGCUGCAGUCACCUGCUUAAUGGGUCUAUUCCAGAUUGCCCUUGGCCUACUGCAGUUUGGAUUUGUGGCCACCUAUCUUUCAGAGCCCUUGGUGCGAGGCUAUACCACAGCUGCUGCAGUCCAUGUGCUGGUUUCCCAGCUAAAGUAUGUCUUUGGAAUCAGACUGGAAGAGAAAUCUGGACCAUUGUCACUGAUCUACACCUUUGUGGAGAUUUGCUCAAAAUUACCUGGCAUUCACACUGGUACUGUGGUCACUGCCUUGAUCUCCAUGGUCGUUCUUUUGCUCAUCAAGCUACUCAAUGACAAGUUUGAUAAGAAGCUUCCAACACCUAUCCCCAUUGAAUUUCUCACGAUUAUUGUCUCCACGGCAAUCUGCUAUGGUGCCAGCCUGAACAACAAAUUUGGGAUUAGUGUUGUGGGCGAUAUUCCCAAGGGAUUGAGAUCUCCUGAAGCCCCCAAUGGAAGCUAUUUUGGGCAGGUGAUAGGGAAUGCUUUUGCCAUUGCUAUUGUUAGCUAUGUCCUUUGCAUCUCCCUUGGGAAAAUCUUCGCACUCAGGCACGGUUAUAGUGUGGACAGCAACCAGGAACUGAUAGCCUUGGGGCUCAGUAACAUCACUGGUAGCUUUUUCCAUUGCUACAGCAUCAGCUGCUCCAUGUCCCGUUCCCUGGUACAAGAAAGCACAGGAGGACACAGCCAGAUGGCUACAGUCACCUCCUCUCUCAUCAUCCUGGCAACCAUUCUGAAGAUUGGAGAGCUUUUCCACGAACUACCCAAAGCUGUCUUAGCUGCCAUUGUUAUCGUCAACUUGAAAGGCAUGUUCAAACAGUUCAAAGAUAUUCCUGCACUUUGGAGAUCUAAUUUUACCGACCUGCUUAUCUGGCUUGUAACUUUUUUCGCUACGGUACUCUUGAAUCUCGACUUGGGACUGGCAGCAGCUGUGACAUUUUCACUCUUCACUGUAAUCUUCCGGACUCAGAUGCCUUAUUAUUCCAUUUUGGGGCAAGUAUCCACCACAGGAAUUUACAAAGACAUUGCUCAGUAUCACAAAGCUAAGGAAAUACCAGGUGUGAAAAUUUUCCACUCCUCUGCUACUAUCUAUUUUGCCAAUGCUGAACUGUAUGCAGAGGCCCUUAAAAAAAAGUGUGGCAUUGAUGUGUGUCAUCUCAUUGAAAAGAAGAUGAAAGCUCUGAAGAGGAAGCAAAAGAAAGACAAAAAAGAAGCCAAGAAAACUGCUAAAAAAUCUGGAGAAAACAACCCUGGAUUUGAGGAUGUGGAGAUGGAUGCAAAGUCACAAGAACCAGAGGAAGACAUAGCAGGUACAGAGAGCAAUGGAACUGUGAUGGCUUGGGACCACCCAAGUCAUCACCAGCCACAAUCUUGUUGCAAACCCAGUUUAAAUGGUUUGGGGCUAGAAAAGCCUUCUAUCCAUUCCCUCAUUCUGGACUUCAGUUCUGUCACCUUUGUGGACACUGUCUCCGUAAAGACCUUAAAAAAUAUAUUUAAAGAUUUCCAGGAGAUUGAAGUGGAUGUAUUUCUUGCUGGUUGCCAUGGCACUGUCAUUACCCAGCUGGAAAGAGGCAAUUUUUUCAAUGAAACCAUAACUAAGAACCACCUUUUUGCAUCAGUGCACGAUGCAAUUACCUAUAUCGCCAGGAACCGAGAACAGAGCAUGCCACACAUUGACACUAUUGGCUACAGCACUACCAUGUAAUCGGCAAGCAGAAAACAGGCUUACAUCUUCAAGAUGAUGUUCUAAACAAUGUUGCUAGUGAGGUAUGAUUCACCAUCAUUACAAAUCCAGAGAAGAAGUGAACCAUUACCAGGUGUAAAUGCUUAAAAACUGGAAGUUGGAAAUGCCUUUUCCUGGAGACUCAACUUUGGAGAAACUGAGAAUGAUUGCGGCUGAGAAGCUUUUGUUCUGGAUUUUUGAGCACUGAUUCUUCUAGUUCUCCUAAGAAAAUAUUUCAUGCAUUAAAAAAAGAAUCCUUCUCAGGUACUGGAAUGUAUUGCUCUCCCUACUCUUGGGAUAAGGAUUUUCCGUUCAGUCUGCCACUGGAUUUGGUGAGAAAACUGGGCAUUUACAGCAUGUUUUUGCCUUUGUGAUAGUCCUGAUCAAUAAGGAAAGGCAGAACAUGUUCCUUACAGAAGCAUCUACUCUCUACGUUUGUUCCUUCCUUCUUAGACUGGAGUUUUAAUAGCAGGUCUUAGAAAGUAAGUUUUUCAUACUUUGAAUUUCUUUGUUCAUGCCUGGAUGCAUUAAUACAGAGGA